Molecule: messenger RNA, 16178 nt
Organism: Xyrichtys novacula (pearly razorfish)
Lineage: Eukaryota; Metazoa; Chordata; Actinopteri; Labriformes; Labridae
Source: the annotation of a GenBank genome assembly
AUGAUUGAAGUGACAUUUCACAUUUAUAGAGGUAAGUUUAACCCUUUGUGAGACAUAGAACGAGAAAGUAAUGUUGAAGAAAAGGUGACAGUAUAUAGAAAAAGUUCAUUUCUUCAUUAUCAGUGUUGUAUAUACUAUGCUUUGUGAAUCAGAGAGAUCGUUUAAUGUUGUUGGGUAAAAUCUUUUGACAUCUUUGUUGAACAAACUUUACUCUGGAAGUGAACUAAUAAAUGGACAAUAUUAAAAUUGACAUCUAAAUGUAUUCGCCAGCUUCAAAUAUUGAGUGUAUUUUUUUUGUAUACCUUUUGUUUAUGAUUUAAAAACAGAUACUCACAACCUUUUCUUUUUUAAGAUUGCAUUGUCAUGGUAAAAUACGGUCAGUAUAAAAGUAUUUCAAAAGAUAUAUAUCAAAGAUUUUAAUAUACUUGAUAUUAUUAUUCAUUUUGCAUAAAAUUAAAACCAAAUUUCCACUGAUGAAGGAUUUGUUAAAACACAGUUGACACAAACAUGUCCUUGUUCCUGACCUAAUGUUAAUGAAGAUAAGUAAAGUUUAAAUACGUUCUCUAUCAAGACACUGGGAUAUGAGACAUUGUUGUGGUUCCACUGCAACCCAUAAAAGUAUUGAGUUGUAAGAGAUAUGUAAGAGAUGUUUCUUUUCUCCUCUAAAAGGAUCAAGUUCAUCUUUAUAUAUCCAUAAUACUUAAAAAAAUGACAACAAUGGUUAGCACUCUUUUGGAGAGACCUUCAGUAGCAGCCCAUAAAAAAAAUCUAAAUCCAAUGUCUUGAGCUUUAGAGAGCUCCUUUUAUGUUUCACAGUAAUGAUAGAAAACAGUUUGAUGCACAUGAGUGAAACAACUCACAGAACUGUGUCUUUUUAAUGUUACAACCAACUCAAAUUUAACUCACAAAGGCUCAAAAGCGCAUGUCCACUUUCUUUUACUGCCAUCAAAAAUUUAUUAAAAAAUGCCAAAUGUCCUCAGUUACUCUUUCAGAUCAGUUCCACCAUCUACAUACCCAUAAUACUUUGCAAAUGACAACAAUGGUUUGCAGUCUUUUGGAGAGGCCUUCAGCAGCAGAUCAUAAAAAGCAGAGGGCAGCCCCUCAAUGGAAAAUGCUGACUCUGUGUGACUCCCUGAGAGCUGACCAGUAGGCGUAGCAGCGAUGAUCAUUGAAAAAUAAAGAAAGCUCCUCAUACCCCAGUGAUCCUGCUGUUAUUGGUUCCUCGGGGUUUCAGUACAGUGGUGGGUUGUUAUUGCCGGGUCAGGCGUCCACAGAUUUUUCUCACGGCUCUGAGCCUUUGGGACAGACGGCUGCUGUGAUUAGCCCACUGACCCUGUUCCAUGAGAGUUCCAGUGGGAGCCAAGUGAGCUUGAGAAAGCUGGUUUGUACACCACAGUAGACCCCAAUGCAGAGCACGUGCAAACGAUGGAUUACAUUAGAUUAGAAUUUGCACGGUUUCCGUAAGCUUGCUUUUCAUUUCUAAAACGGAAUGGGAAUGAAUGCAUUUGAUAUGUCAUUUGUAACAAUUGUGGAUGAAAUAUAUUCAAUUCUAUUGACCUAGUAUGAAUACUUAUGGAAUAAAAAAAGACUGUAAUACACAAGCGUCUAUAUUUGUGGGGUUCUGGGUUUCAUCACGGAGCUUCCAUUUUGAGGCGAAGCCUUCAGUCAUUUCCGGAAAGAGCACUUUUUGGAAAAUAUAACUUAGUAUCUCCGGUUACUGUCAUUCAAAAUAGAGCUGAAAUUCAAAAAUCAUCGCCUAAAUUUUAGAUUUUGUUUUAUCACAGUAUUGCAUGGUCACAUUUUAUGUUGCAUGGCUCUUGUAUUGUCUGGGUUUCUUAUGACAUGAAAAUGGCCUUCAAUUCCGUUUUUACUGAGCUUUUUGUUUUUAUUCGUCUUUUUCCAUGUGCUCUAUGACUACAGGUCAAAUCACUUUGUAAACAUCUGUUUUUUAAAGUGCUACACAAAUAAAGUUAUUAUUAUUAUUAUUAUUAUUAUUAUUAUUAUUAUUAUUAUUAUUAUUAUUAUUAUUAUUAUUUGAUUUACUGUAAUUUCUACUGCAGUACACUUUGUUUUGAAACAGAGUUGUUGAGAAGUUAAUUCAGGUACACGAUAUUUGUUCAAGAUGCAGGUGAAAAAUGCCUUUACAUUAGCCUUUAAAGAAAUAAAGGUUCAUUAUUUACUGAGUGCUCUGGUGCCUGAAGAACAUCUUUCAAAAUAGAUUGCCGCUGUGCUUUGCAGAAAAGAUGGGAUGUAACUGUAGUUCGGACUAUUCGGACAGCGACUGGAUCGAGAACUUGGAUGAAAUCUGUGAGCACUGCAACUGUCCCAUACCACCACAGUCAUGCAAUCAAGUAAGUUUCAAGGUAUUUCAUUUACAUUUAUAUUUUCAACUGUUUACAUAGACAUUUGUAACAGUUUGGAUGCUUACAUUGAUGGCAAAGUCAAUGAGCUUGACAUGAAUAGAUUUGGGUUUCCUCUGUGGCUGAAUGUGACUGACCACUUGGAGAAAAAAAAAAAACAUUCUGUCACAAGUGAGGGGGGUGUCAGCAUUACACAAGCUCCCCCAAUUCAUUUCAUGUUAUUUUUGUUACACAGCCAUUACCAAGAAAACUAGGAAAUGCAAUCAUGGAACAGAGUCUCGAUAUGUGUUAAAACUGCAGAGGAAAUUGUACGAGCUGAAAUAAAUGAUGUGUAAUUCUUCUCUUAUUGUUGUUGUUUCCUCUUUGGAAGUAUGAUGUCCGGACGGAUAAGAAAUAAAGGAGAAAACCACAUGUGGGCAUCACAGUACAUUUAGACAUUGUGUCUAAGAACAAAAAAAUACUUUCCAUUGGUAAAUCUGCGUAAUAAUCCAGAAAGGUUCUUUACUGUGAAUAGGAAAUGCGAUACUGCCUUUUUUUUUCUUUUAAUCUGCUAUGGUUCUUUGGAAAGCUGAACUUUAAGUGCAGGUCUGAUCUUGUUUUUCUUCACAGUACACAGCCCAGUUAAUGCCAGCACAGUAUUCCCCUCCUACAUCUCCUCUACCAGGUGAUGGAAUUCAUUUUAUUUUCCUAAAUAUGUUUGAAUGUGUCAAAGAUACAAGUGUCACUGCAUUUAUAUUUCCACAGAUAAAAUUCUGGGAAAAUAGAAAAUGUGAUUUUAGUUUCUACACUUGCAAAAAAAGAAUACAAAAGUAUAAUAUCAAGAAAAAAGUGUUUAUUCAAUCUACCUAUUGUUUUAAUGUUGACUUGUCUUCUUGAUAGGAGAAUUAUGUUUAAGACACAAGGAAACAGAUCUGUAUUUUUUUUCCCUUUAACUUAAGUUAGAUUAACUUUAGUUCAAUCCAUGGUCAUGAAUUUUUUCUAAUUCUUAUUAUCCUAAUUUGAGCCAUUGGCUUUGCAAGCUGAAAAUCUUUGUCAUCAUAGUGGUUUAGCUUAAAUCCUCCAAGUAUAAUUUUUUUUUCUACAGUCGUAAAAUUUACCAUUAGGCAUUUUCCAUGUCCGUUCCUUCGGAACAUUUCCAAUUUCCUGUAUUGCUUGCAAGAUAUUGUAUGAGUGUAUGAAUAUUAUGGUGUUCUUGAACUGUUUAGUGUACUUUAUUGAAUAAAACAAACUAAGUUUGACAAAACCAUAAUCAGAUUUAGUUGUUAUCACAACCAACACAAAUUUACAAAGGCUUUCCAGUACACGUCUACUCUCUUAAAAUGUUAUUUCAUUCACAGCCUAUAGCACAAUAACUGAACUUGUCUUAAGAUAUGUAGAUGCAUUGUUUUAUUUGUAAAUGACACCUUCAAUGUGCUCUACUUUAAAUCCUAAAACUAUGUCUAUGUCUUCUUGCAGACAACCUUGUGGUGGCCAUAUACAGUUAUGAACCCAACCAUGAUGGUGACCUGGGCUUUGAGAAGGGAGACAAACUCAAAAUUCUCAACAAGUAAGCUGCUAACCAUUAGAUUAGAUUAGAUAAACUUAAUUCAUCCUUUUGGGGAUGUUCCCUCAAGGGAAUUAAAAUUAAAAAUUAAAUCAUACCAGCUGUCGGAGCUGUGUGAAGCAGAAUAUGGAGGCAGGCGGUGAACACAGCUUGUUGUUGCUGACGAUGGGCGGGGCUGAAACAUUGACGGGGCAAACUAGACAAGAGAUUUCGACAAACACACACACAGCUUUAUUACUGCGAUUCUGCUAUUAUGUUCAAUUUAAUCUUACUCCAGCCUGAACACAGUUUGUAGCCGCAAAUUUAUUUUUAGAUCUACAGUAUAAUUGGGGAGAGGGGGUUCUGGUCUCCUAGUAACAGAGUGAAAUUACAGUUUUGAGUAGUUUUGUUGUAAUUAACUCUCUUCUUCUACAGUAAAAAACAAAUACUCCAGUUCAGAUGCAGAUUUCAAACAGCAGCUGAGCUUCUGGUGCACCUGCAGAUUUAAAUAUGUGAGGAUAGUGCAAAGUUUGCAUGCAAUCACCAUUUCUAAUGUGCUUUUUAGGGGAUUUUUUAUCCCUUGACACACAGGUGUCCUACAUAUCAGCUGUAUAUAGUUAAAAUUUUGUUGAACAUAGUGUAUUCAUUUAUUUCAGGCCUUUCAUUGUGUGUGUUAAACUCUCUUGAGUGCAGAGAACCCCUCUGCAUCUUUACUCUCCAUGCUAACUGUCACCUGCAGCUUUAGGAACAAAACCUGAAUCUCUUAUGUGAGCCAGUGGUCUGACACACAAGCAUGCUAGGACAUAUCUGACUGGGGAGAUUACACGCCCCCGAUCAUACCAAGUGUUUCCUGUCCCUUAAAAGUCAAAAGUAAAAAAUGUCAUAUAUUGAUACAUGAAAAAAGAAUUAAGUGGUUUUUGCCAUUUAGCUACUUCAUGCCUUCUGUUUAGAGAUUUGCUCAUGUUGUUCUCAGAUGUAUGUUGCGUUCAGUUAAAUAACACUCUAAUGGUAUUAAGGUUUUACCAACAAAUAAAACAAAAAAUGAUUACUCUAAAAUAAGAAAAUCUUAGAGAGGAGAUUAGUUGAUUGUGCAGCAAUGCAAGCUCAAAUGGGAUUUUACUUUAAUCGAUCAAUCACGGUUUUGGCAGAUAGGGUUUUCUGGAAAUUUGACCAUGUCAUGACCAUAAAAACCCUUAAGUUUUAGGAGGGAAUUAUUAUUAUUAUCAUUAUUAUUUUUAUAAUAAUAAUAAUAAUUAAUUUGUUUGUUUGUUUGUUUUCUGUUCAUGUUUUGGUUGAUUUCAAUAUUUUUUAAUAAAAUGUUUUUUUAGGGUGGCAGAUAUGUGUAAAUAAAUGCAAAUGGAAGAAUAUACUAAUUACAUGGUAACAUUUUUAUGUGACAUUUAGUUAAAUGCUCAGAAAAUUGCCCAUUUGUUUGGUGCUUUUACAACAAUUUCCCUUUUAGAUGCUGUUUUCUAAAUGAAGAAUAAUGUUGAUAAAAUCCUUAUUAAACCCUAAAAAACCUGGUAUUAAAUGAUGCUAUUUUCAGGGGAUCUGAGGUUAAACAAGCAAUGUAGGAUGUAUUGCUUUUAUUAUUAUUUUAAUUAAUCAAUGAGCAGGUCUUCUGAUAAUUCUGACCUGACACUAAUAACUUGUUUGUUUUUUUUAAUGUUUUUUUAUUUUUUGUUUUUAUUGCAAAGCAGCUAUCUGUCUCCUUGAAACUGCCCUCUGAAGGUGCACUAAUUCAUCCAAAAAGGUCUACUGCUUUGAAGCAUCACAGACAUGUUAACUUACUUGUCUUUUCUGACACCCAGGGAUGAUCCCGAGUGGUAUUUGGCAGAAUCUCUCACCACGGGCCAGCAGGGAUACAUCCCAUACAACUUUGUUGCAAUGACCACAGUGGAGACUGAACCGUACGUCAUACAGGAAACAUGCACACAUAUCUCUUACCUCCAUGUUACACAACCUCAGAACCAUUUUAAACAGCAUGGUGUGUCGCUGGAGGAAGGGAAGUGGUUAGCUCACAGUAUGAAGCAUGUUGUAUGUUUGUGCUGCAGGUGGUUCUUUAAGAACAUUUCUAGAAAUGAAGCAAUGAGGCUCCUUCUCGCUCCUGGGAAUACACAGGGCUCCUUCCUGAUUCGAGAGAGCGAAACAACCCCAGGUGAAAUCCUCUUUCAGUCAUGUUAAACAUUUUACACAUGAUCCAAGUUUAAAUUUGACAAGGUUGUUGUUUUUUUUUUUUAUCACUGUGUCUGGAUAUGGUUUGAUAUGCUGGUUUAGAGGUGCUCUCAUGUACCGUUUUUUAACAACAUAUCUGCUUAAGAAGACAGGAAAUGCAAAUAUGACUUUUACCCAUUAUAACACUUCGUCUUGCUCUCUAGGGUAGAGUUGUAAAAAUGAGACACAGUACACACAACCCCCUUCCUGUUCCCCGACUCCCUUUGUCUACAUUUGAUUUCACUUUUGCUUUUUCACUCCAAUUCUAGGAUGUGUUAAUACAUAUUUUUUCAUUCCAUUGAUCCUGUUAGAAAUAUGGCACAGACAGUGGAAUCCCUUCAUUGCUAGAUGUAUGGUAUCCUAAAAGAAAUUAAACAGACUGAUCAAUCAGAAUUAACAGUGUGCCUUUGGACUUUUCAGCUCUUAAGUGAAAAAUUGUAGUAUUUGCAGAGCAUUGUAUUUAAUUUUCUGCCAUAUUUGGAGAAACCUUCAUCACUUCACAUUCUAUUCAAUGUUCCAGGUUCAUACUCCUUAUCAAUCAGGGACUUGGACCACAAUACUGGUGAGGGAGUCAAGCACUACAGAAUCCGCAACAUGGACAAUGGGGGCUUCUACAUCACAGCCAAGAUAUCCUUUAACUCGCUGAAAGAGCUUGUGCAGCAUCACUCACGUGUGUACAGCCUCUUGAUCAGUUUUGCACAUUGCCAUUAAAGUGUUCCUUUGAAUCAAUUUAACCCAGUCCCUCCUCUCUCUGUCAUUCAGGCGAUGCAGAUGGGUUGUGCACAAAGCUGUCCAAGCCAUGCCAAUCCAGGGCGCCACAGAAGCCUUGGUGGCAGGAUGAAUGGGAGAUCCCCCGAGAGUCUCUGAAGUUGGAGCGCAGACUUGGAGCGGGACAAUUUGGGGAAGUCUGGAUGGGUGAGUGACAGCGGAGACAAACGAAUAAAAUCAUCAGAAUUAGAGGAAGGAGGUUAUUGGAUAUCAUUGAUUUCUUAAAUUAUAUAAAAAAAAACACUGAAGCUUUUUGUAAAUGAGUGUUGGAACUUGUUUUGUAAAAGUGCCUCACAUGUACAAACCCAGUUGCUGAGUCACAUUGUGGGCCAAACUGUCUGCUACAAAGCAUUUAGGGACAUUUUCUGCCAUGCCUGCUGAACAGCUUCUUUUAAUAAACUAUAAUUGUAGGCUUGUAUGAGCUGGUUCACUGGAGACUGAUUUGAAGUAAUAUCUCUGUUAUCCUACACCACUCAAACCACAAGGAUCUUUACUUCCUGUUAGGUCACAGAUCCAACUCGUAUUGUAUUUACAACACUGUCUUUUGUUAUUGUAGAGUAUAAAGUUAAACAAGAGGGCAUAAUAUUUUGAUCACAGGGGUAUCAGUUGAAAUAAACUGUGCCACAAGUCAAUACAACAAAUACACAACUGUUGUACAGCUGACCAAGGAACUUGUGAUCUUUUCACAGACUCUAUCUGUUUACAGAAUCUUAAUGCAGGUAUUCUGGGCACUGUAUUUGUUUCUCUCGGAUUAUACAAACAAGAACAAACUUGAAUAUCGUGAGUGGCUGUCAUGUGCCUGGUAAUGUUGUGAUUUUUUGGUUGGAAUAGAAAAGAAAUGAUAACCAUCCUUAAUGGCGAGGAGAUUUCCACAGCAGAUAAAUGAGAUGAGGAAAUGUAUCAUUUGACUCCAUCAUUUCUCCCUUCAUUCAUGGUGUGAAAUGCUUGGUGCAUGGUAUAAAUUUGGCUGACACAAGUGGAUUUUAUUGUAACAGAGCUGGAAUGAUAUCCUGGUUGUGUGACAGUCAUGUGAAACAGUUGUUAGUUUAGCACAUAUUUAAUCACGACCAACAACAACUCAACCAAGCAGAGAUGAAAGCUCCUCCUGGUUCACUUUUACAUGAGACAAAAAGUGAGAAUCAUUUCAAAACAUGUUUUGUCAUACCAGCAGUUCAGCUCCUUGGAGCUCCAAAAUAUACUUUUAUAUCUAAACUUGGACAAAUGUUGAAACAGUUUAAUUGUUCAUUGUUUUGAGAAAAGAAUUCUACUUUUUUUGUUGAUAACGUGACUUUGAGAUUCACUCCUUCACAGUAACAUAUUGGGUUUUAUGGGAAGUAUGUUCCUAAGGUUUAAUUUUAAUUAUUUUUUUAAGCUCUAACAUUUCCUCUACAGCCACAUCCAUGUCACUUUAACAAUUAGUGUAACAUGCUUAUUGCAUCUCUAAUGCUCUAAAACAUCAGUAUGUGAGUACAGGUGUCUAGAUUAUGUCUGCGUUUUCCACUAUUAGACACUAUUUGAUCUUAGUAAGGCAUCAACAAAGCUGCGAAGACUCUUGUUCAAAUUAAAACCUAAUAGAAAUCCUGUUAUUUAUUUUAUUUACUUUCAGGUAUCUACAAUAAUGACAGAAGGGUGGCAAUCAAGAAUCUUAAAAUGGGCACAAUGUCGGUGGAGGCUUUCUUGGCAGAGGCCAACAUGAUGAAAAACCUGCAGCAUCCACGCCUUGUGCGCCUCUUUGCUGUUGUUACCCAGGAGCCAAUCUACAUCGUCACAGAGUACAUGGAAAAUGGUAGGUAGAGUGACUGAAAGGUCUGUGUCACCUGCUUGGGGAAUUUUGUUCAUGAUGCAGACAGUCAAAGGAGGGCUCUGUAUAAUGCUGAGGGAAGAGGGUAUCUCCAUGAGGUGAGACAAACUAACUCUUGUGUAAUCACGCCAGCAUAUUGUAGAUCAGUUUCAUCACCUGAAAUAUGUCCUAACUUGUCAGACUGAGCCUCUUCCUUAGUCUUCUGCUCCAUUACCUUGAACACCAAAGAAAAAAGGCAAACUCAGUGCCCAGAGCAAAUAAAAAAGAGGGUGUAUCAUAGUCAAUGCCAGAGAUGUUCAGGAUCAAACAUGUUGAUCUGUUAAACAAAACUCUAAGUUGUGAUGUUUUCAGACUUGUUUUUUGUGUCUUUGACUCUGCUGAAUCAUCCCAUAACCACGGCUGCCUCUCUAUGUAUUAGUGCUUUAUAAGUAAAAGAAUAAAAGGUUGAAUUUUAUAGUAUACUCCUCUCUUGUAAUUGUAGAUGAAAGCAGUAGUGCUAAACUAACAGAGGAGUUAAGACAUGAGCUCGGCCUCUCAAAGCAUGUUACUCUGCUGAAGUGGCCUGCCGUCUGAUAGGCUAUUUUAAGCGUCUCCACAUGACCCUCCUGGAUUCACCACUCCACUAAAAUAUUUCAAAGCAAACAUGAACUUUCACUUCUUUUCCAGAAACCCUCCAGACAGGCUUCUGGUGUUUACUCACAGAGGGGAAGUCUGAAUCUGGCCCAUCUAGGACAGGGAGGUGUAAAAACAGCAGAGGGUGACUCACUAGUUUAUUGUUCACUCCUGAUGACGCUUGGCUCCUUUCCAGUGUCUUUAUUACGCACAUGCAUCCACAGACGCUCACAAACACAUGCACAGUCACAUGCACAGGGCACAAAUACCUGAACACGAUAAGGUCGUGGUUGUAAACAGUCUUUAACAAUAGCAGUGUGUUCAGUAUAUUGCAAGUGGAUAUUUCUCUCAUUAUUGUUUUAUUACGACAAAUCAUUGUGGAAAUACACCCUGCACAAUUCAUACUCUUAACCAAAAGUCAUAUGGAAGGGAUACUCUGUAGUUUUCAUUUUACCCUUAUAGUCUUUGUAAUUAUUUUUCACAAAGAAGAACCUCACAAAACGCACAGAAAGAUGCUGUCACAAACACAGCAGCCACCAUCCAGCUGACCACAGACUGGAGUGCCUUUGUGUGGUGAUGUAUGUGUGGCCUGUAAACCACCAGCAGUGGCCCUACAUGAGGCUGUCUCUUUGUCUGGGAUCCACGUGUGGACAGGACACAAUUGCAGCCUCUGUUUGUCAAGAGAAAAGAUGGCUUGGAGUUCCCAUCUUUUCAAUUCGUCCUUUUUUUAUGAGAGAAGACAACAAAGAUAGAAAAUAACAGGCGUGUCGGUCCAGCUUCCCUUUGUGACCUUGAAAAGAGCGUUCCUGGCUCUCAGACUUCAAAAGUACUCUUCCGGACUUAAGCAGAGGAGCAAAGGCCUCCUCUUUCCUGGCACGGUCAUUCCUCUUAAAGUGUUUCCUUUGGUUUGACUUGGUUGGCUGAUCUGCAGAUGUAUUGUUCUUUGUAAUCAAAUUCAACCCACAGUCAACUGUCGGAAACCAUGCAUCAUGUUGACCGAUACUCUGCGUACUUCCUUCAUAGUUCUCUGAUUUGAUCUGCUAUUCUAGUUCACCUCUGUCUAUUUAUAUUUCUGAGGGAUAAAAGUGUUAAUAACAGAGGGAAAUAUCAACAAACAUUAGGACAAAUCUGGAUUCUUAAAAAAACAUCAGUAUUUUAUUUUCUAAUGCAACAUAACUUUAUUGUCAUUUUCAGGCAGCCUUGUGGAUUACCUGAAAACAACAGAGGGAAGCAAUUUACCCAUGAACACUCUGAUAGACAUGGCAUCUCAGGCAAGUCAUUAAUGAAGCUGAUCUCAUCACUGUACCCCUUUAACUAAAAAAACAAGAUCCUCUGUGGUUCAAUUUUGAACUUUCUGCUCUGUGAAUAUGAUAAACAUGCAGGAAAACGCCUACUACACUUGAUCAUACCCAGUGGUACAUCUGUUCAAUAUGGUGCUGACUCAGACAGACAUAAUCGUGACAGACUGUAGCUUAUUUGAUGCCAACUUCCUGUGUAGGUUUCUGAAUUAGUCUUGCUGGCUUUUAUGAUCCUACAGUUUGUUGCUCUGCCAGACUGAUAAUCAUUGUUUACCAUUAAUUAAUAUGAACAGUACACACCUUAAUGUUUCCACAACAAAAACUUUGAUAGCUAAAAAAUUCAAGACCUCAUUACAUCAAAGCUGGAUCGAAAGAGUUUCAGCUAUAAGUGAAACAAAGAAUGUUAGGUUUACGGCGGUCUUACGCCAUGAGUUAGGGGAAAAAAAGAGUUUUUUUAUUUUUUUAUUUGAAGGUACAACCGCAUGACUAAUGUAUAUAAACGAGAGUGGAAUUGUUUUUUAUGUGUGAUAAAGAGUAUUCCCCAAAAUUUCAUCUUCUAAUAAUGCCCACACACUUCUUAGAAUAAUGCAUGAGAAGGAAGUGUGACUGUUUUAAAGGGUGUGGGAAUGGAAAAAAGCAACCACAGGAAGACAUACUUAAGUUUCAAUUUCAUCAAGAUUCAUCACGCAUGUACUUCGCCGACAUCUUAGGGCUUUAUGCUGAGUGCAAGAGUUUAGAUGGUGUUGUGGUGAACGUUUUUUUUUUUUUUUUUUAUAUAUAGCAAUGCUUUUUCUCCACUUGGCUUGCUCUGCUUUUAAGGUAAAAGUGUUAUACUUUUGUGAACAACCAUGAAAAUUCAAGAUGAUCAAGCUCUCCUUGCAUUACUCAAUGCUCUCCACUGUCCAAAAUGUAUACGUUAUCAUGUAUGAGAUCAGAGGAGCAAAAGAUUUAACCUCAAUGAAUUUGACUUAAAGGCAUAUAAAGCAUGUAUCACUAAAGGUUUCAAGUUUCAAAUAAGUGGAACAAAGAGUAAAGAGGCAUGAAGUAGUCAUGACAGCAGCGGAGGUAGAUAAAACACACAGGUAUUACGUAGAUCUCACAUGUCUGGCAAGACCCCCAGGCCAAUGGGACCUAUGUGAUAGAUUCUUACGUCUGAAAUAUACACCACUGACCCCGUAAACAGAGAUGGUUAGAAUUCUGGAAACAUUGUCAGACACUGACAUUGCAGACACAUACUUUCACUAAGUAUAGAUGUCAAAUUCUGAGGAAAUUGAGGUUACUGCACUCAUCAGUUGUCAUGUACAUUAAAUGUAGCACCUCAGUUCCUCUAAGGUCCUACAGAGAGGAAAUGACUCACUUUUUGUUGAAUCAGAGAUGUUCAUUAUCAUUAUCUGUCUGUAGUUAAGUAAAGAGUCAGAGCUGCAGCUCUUAGUUUCAGGAAGUAGGGCAGGCACGGUGGUGUACCUGGGUGGAGUACAGAGGUAAAAAGGAACUGACCUUGGGAAGUGGUAUACUCCCUGUGUUGGGAAUCAUUCUGUUCAUCUUUCCAAAGCACACAAAUUGACACAAUAUCAACACAUGCACAGGUCACUUGUGUUUCCAUUCAUUCUGCAUGUACAUUGGCCAUGUGUGUGACUGAUGGUGUGCUGUCCUCUGCAGGUUGCUGAUGGUAUGGCCUUUAUUGAGCAGAGAAAUUACAUUCAUCGAGACCUGAGAGCAGCCAAUAUUCUGGUGUCUCAUGAACUCAUCUGCAAGAUUGCUGACUUUGGAUUGGCACGACUGAUUGAAGAUAACGAGUACACAGCAAGAGAGGGUAAAAGGACUUUGAAAAUACCACUUGUAUCAGAUGUUCUUUCUGGUCUUUUAGGUUGUACCUUCUGUAGAAUCUAGUACCCUUACGACAUUUACUUGUUGAAUGCAUUUGUUAUGAAAUCAUAUGAACUUUAUAUUUUCUUUAAAAAUAAAGUUUAAGUGACCCUGUCACCGCACCUAGCAUUAGAUUCUUGAGCUGGAAUGUCAAAGGUGUGAAUACUCCAAUCAAACGUUCAAAGAUAUUCUCACAACUUAAACGUUUUGACACCGAUAUAGUCUUCCUUCAAGAAACCCAUUGCGCACUAAAGAUCAUUUCAUACUCCGACGGCCAUGGUAAUAUUCAUUCAAAUUUUGAUUCCAAAUCCAGGGGUGUGGCAAUUUUGGUCAAUAAGAGAGUUCAUUUCUCCGUCUCUAAGACAAUAUAUGAUAAAAGGGGCAGAUUUCUGAUUGCUGUGGGCACUCUGAAUUCCAACCCAGUAUUGUUGGUGAAAAAAAAAAAAACAUUUACAGUCUCGUCAUCUUCCUGGACAGAUGAUUUUGUUGCUCUAAAGAAGAAUGACUCUACCAGUUUUUCCUUAUUGUGGAAAUCCCUCAAAGCAUAUUUGUGUGGGCUCAUAAUCUCUUAUUAGGCUUCCUCUAAUAAAGCUAGCAGGGCAAAGCUACGGGACCUUAUGUCGAAAGUUUUAGAAGUGGACCAACUCAGUUCAGCUAGCCCAAUCCCAAACCUGCUGAAACAACAGCUUAAUUUACAAUCAGAAUUUGACUUUAUAGCAAUGGCAGAUGCAGAACGACUCCUGUUACACUUCUGCGUUACUUAUUAUGAACAAGGUGAUAAAUCGAGUAGAUUAUUGGCUCAUCAAUUCAAGCACUAGCUUUAUCUAGACUGAUUCCUAGUAUUGGAGAUUCCACUGGUUCGCUUGCCAUCGAUCUGACUACCAUCAAUACAAUACUGAAAUCCUAUCACUCGUCUCUCUAUGAAUCGGAAUCUCCACCUGACGCAGCUGAGAUGAGAUCUCAGUGUAUAAUGAGUCUUUUCAGCACGCAUCAUUGCCUCCAAUUUUAACCCCGGCGUCCAUAUCCCCUCUCUUAAUUAAGGCAAGGACUUUGAACUUUGCACUCCUUACAGACCUUUGUUCUUGUUGAAUGUGGAUGUCAAAAUUUUGGCCAAAGUGUUAGCAAUUCGUCUAGAGAAGAUUCUUCCCACUGUCAUAUCAGAAGAACAAAAUGGUUUUGUCCAGGGACGUCAGCUCUUUUACAAUAUUGGCAUACUUUUGAAUGUGAUUUUCUCCAAAAGCCCCUCUCCACUCCCUGAAGUUGUGGUCUCAAUCGAUGCCGAAAAAGCUUUCGACCGAGUGAAAUGGAAUAAUCUUUUUGCUGCACUUUAUAAAUUUGGAUUUGGUGAUAGACUUAUAUCUUGGAUUAGACUUCUUGACACUUCCCCCCCAAGGCUAGCGUCCACACCAAUGACACCCACUCUAGUUAUUUUACAUUAUCAUGUAGCACCAUACGGGUGUCCUCUUUCCCCUUCACUUUUUGCCUUGGCCAUUGAACCUUUGUCGAUUGCGCUGAAAUCUCUUCCUUUGUUUCGCAAAUGUUGUUGAUGUUGAACUCAAGUUGUGGCUUUAUGCAGAUGACCUGCUUUUGUAUGUGUCCGAUCCACUCACCUGCAUACCGUCAAUACUCUGUUGCAGAAUUAUGGUGCCUUCUCUGGUUAUAAAGUCAAUCUUCUUAAGAGUGAAUGUUACCCCAUAAAUGCCUCUGCUUUGCUGCUCAAACAAUCUGAACUUCCCUUCAAACUUAGCCAGUCGGGUUUAGAUAUUUAGGACAUAACAUGACCUGCACUCUUCCAGCCCUUUACACAGCUAAUUUUCUCACACUGAUUAAUCAGGUGAAGACAGACUCCUUACCACUGUCACUGGUGGGUAGGGUUAAUGCAUUUAAGAUGACUGUAUUGCCUAUUUUUUUUUUGUUCCAAUAUGCUCCUGUGUUUCUGCUAAAUAAGUUUUUUAGGUCACUUGACCAAACUAUUACCACUUUUUUGUGGGGCGGUAAGGCUCCCAGGCUGCGGUAUUCACUUCUGCAGAAGUUUAAAUUUAAUGGGGAUCUUGCACUACCCAAUUUUCUACUUAAUUACUGGUCAGCGCAUAUUCACAAAUUCAUAUACCGGCUUCGGUCUCCGGGGCUGUUGUGGUGUAGAUAGAAGUUUAGUCACUCUCUUCGUCUUCUUUCCUGGCCUUACUCUCUUCUUCUCUUCUGCUGAACCCCUCUAGCUUUGCAAGUAACCCCGUGUUGCUCUCUUGCCUUAAGAUUUGGUUUCAGUUCAGGCGGCAUUUUGGAUUUGUGUUGCCAUCCACCCAAAUUUCUGUGACUAAAAAUUAUCUAUUUCCCCCAUCGCUGAUUGACUCUGCUGUAAUGAUAUGCAUCAUCGAGGCACUGAUCAUUUCAGGGAUCUUUAUAAGGAUGGUGUAUUUUCUAAGUUUUACGAUUUGAGGUCAGAUUUUGAUUUUCCUGCCUCCCAUUUGUUUCAGUAUUUCCAAAUCUGACAUUGUGCCUCUUCUUUGUUCCCUAGCUUCCUUUCCCUCCCUGUUGACCAACCGUGGGAUGAUCUCUUGACUUUGAAACUCGAUCAGAAAUCUCUUAUAUCUAAGAUUUAUGCAAGAUUAAUGACAUUUGAUGGGCGCUCUGUGAUUAAUGCUCGAGUUAGUUGGUCAUGGGAGUUGGGUCUGGACUUGACUGAUGAGCUGUGGGAUAAAGCCAUCCACACUGUACGAAACAUCACACCCUGUGCUAGACGAGGACUUAUUCAGUUCAAAGUGCUACAUAGAGCCCAUUUCUUGAAGUCCAGGUUGUCUGAAAUCUAUCCAAAUGUUCCCGACCUAUGUGAUAGAUGCCAUGGCUCUCCCUGUAAUCCCUGUUUUUCUCCUGUCCUGUCUUACAGAAAUUUGGGGAUAAUUAUUCUAUGAUCAUGCAGAGGGUUCUGGAGAAAAACAUUGUUAUGGGUUAUAUUUGGUCUCUCGGUUGACUCCUCUUUUAUCAACCCCAUACAGUCAGGUGUCCUAGCCUUUACAUCUCUCUUGGUGAGACGUUGUAUCCAUCUCUCAUGGAAAUCCCCCAAACCUCCAUCCAUUUCUCUAUGGCUCAUGGAGACCACUGCCCGAGUGUCUUGUGAGGACCUGAGUUUGUUUUGGGAGUUUGGGGUCGAAAUGGGAAGAAAGGGGAACAAAAUAGGGAAACAGGAAAAUGUGAUAUGGGUGUAACCUCAUUUUAUGUAUCUGUUGCUUUUUUUCCUGUAAAAAAAUAUUAAUUUGAAAAAAUAAAUAAAAAAAGUUUCCUCUUUUUUUGCACAGGAGCAAAGUUCCCCAUCAAAUGGACUGCCCCAGAGGCCAUUAACUAUGGCACUUUCUCCAUAAAAUCAGAUGUGUGGUCAUUUGGGAUCCUCCUAACAGAAAUUGUGACAUAUGGACGAAUACCUUACCCUGGUAAGCAACCAUUCAUCACACUGAUUACCAAGUUACAAGUCUACCAUGGAUUGAAGCUGCUGAAAAAAAUAUAUAUUUAAAUGGGCUGCUUUUUAACAUCUAAUUCUGUGUUCAGGUAUGUCCAACCCAGAGGUAAUCCAGAACCUUGAGAGGGGCUACAGGAUGCCAAGGCCAGAAAACUGUUCUGAUGGGCUUUAUAACAUCAUGUGUUUGUGCUGGAGGGAAAGCCCUGAUGACAGGCCCACCUUUGAGUACCUGAGGAGUGUUCUUGAGGAUUUCUUUACUGCCACAGAGAGGCAGUACCAGGACUAG